Rhopalosiphum maidis (corn leaf aphid) is the source of this 4206-nucleotide messenger RNA. Its product is annotated as probable ATP-dependent DNA helicase HFM1. The record is from RefSeq and is a predicted model, not a curated record. Lineage: Eukaryota; Metazoa; Arthropoda; Insecta; Hemiptera; Aphididae. The transcript is spliced from 28 exons. Gene Ontology annotation, molecular function: nucleic acid binding; ATP binding. The coding region runs from base 1 to 4152 and encodes 1383 amino acids.
AUGAACUCUAAUAAUAUUAACAACGAUGGAAUUAAUUUUUCAACAUUUGAUACAAGUGCAUAUCAUUCGACAUUUUAUGGUAAUGUAAACGAAGAUACGAAUUCAUCAACUUCUUAUAAUUGUAACCAAUUAUAUCCAGUAAAUAAAUUGCCAGAAAAAUAUAGACAUAUAUUUUCGAAUUAUACGUACUUCAAUAAAAUACAAACAAAAGCAAUCGACACUAUUUUCAAUACUGAUAAAUCAGUCGUUGUGUCCUCGCCUAUUGGAUCCGGAAAAACAGUUAUUUUUGAAUUAGCUAUAAUACAUUUUUUAGAAACAAUUGGGAAGUUUUCCAAUAAUUUACAAAAAUUUAAAAUAAUUUACGUGGCUCCAAUAAAAGCAUUGGGUUCCGAACGCCAUGAAGAUUGGAAAAAUAAAUUUAUAGUCCAUGGACUUAAAUGUAUUGAAAUUACUGGUGAUAAUGAAGUUACCGAUUGUGUAUCAUUAAUUUCUAGUUAUCAGUUGAUAAUAACUACUCCGGAAAAAUGGGAUUCAAUGACAAAAAAAUUUAAAGAAUUUAAGUAUCAAAUUAACAUGGUCAAACUUUUUUUGAUCGAUGACGUCCAUUUAAUAAACGAUGGGAUUCGUGGUGCUACAUUAGAAGCUAUUGUUAGUCGCAUGAAAAUUAUUCCAAAAAUUUCAAAAGUGAAUGAUUUCACAUUGCGUUUUGUUGCUGUAUCUGCUACAAUAACAAAUAUUGAAGAUAUUGCAAAAUGGUUAACUAAUGAUCAAAAUUAUCCUGCCCAUUACUUGAAGAGUGCUGAAGACGAAAGACCAGUGAAAUUACAAAAAAUUGUGUUAGGUUAUAACUUUAAGGCAAAUAGCUUCAAAUUUGACUUUGACCUUACUUAUAAACUUAAACCUUUAAUAAGACAGUAUUCAAAUGGGCGACCAACCUUAAUAUUUUGUUCUACAAGGAAAAGCGUAGAAUUUACUUGUAGUAUUUUAGUGAAAGACAUUACAGUUUCGUUAUCUAUCGAAAAACAAAGUUGUAUCAACAAAUUUUCAAAGGAAAUUAAUAACAACAAAAUUAAAGAAAUGUUUAAAUUUGGCAUUGGCUGUCAUCAUGCUGGUAUGUCUAUUCGAGAAAGAAGUGUUACAGAAAAAUUGUUUCGUAUUGGAUGCUUAAACAUACUUAUCGCUACUAGUACUUUAGCAAUGGACAUUAAUUUAUCAGCACAUUUAGUUAUAAUAAAGUCUACUGAAUAUUAUUCGUUUAAUGAAUAUAAAGAAUACAACGAAUGUCAAAUAUUACAAAUGGUCGGGAGAGCUGGAAGACCGCAAUUUGAUAGAUCUGCUACUGCUAUUAUCAUGACGAAAAUAUCACUGAAGAGCCGGUACGAAAAAAUGUUGAUGGGGAACCAAUUUAUAGAGAGUCAUCUUCAUAAAUACUUGACUGAACACAUGAAUGCAGAGAUUUUUUUGGGUACGAUAUACAAUGUUAAGGUUGUAAUGGAUUGGAUAAGAUCAACAUUUUUAUAUGUCCGGGCGUGCAAAUCUCCUCAAAAUUACGGAAUGAUCAAGACCUUUAAUGUCCAAGAAGUAGAAAAUAAACUACAAAAUUUGUGUUUAACGGAGAUCAAAGCAUUAGCAUGUACGGGGUUAAUUAACUUUCUUGAUGGAAAUAAUGAUAUAAUUUCAAAACCAGAAUGCGAAAUAAUGGCUAAGUAUUCAAUAAGCUAUGCAACAAUGAAAAAAUAUAUGCAAUUAAAAGGAACUGAAAACUUAAGUGAUAUGAUAAAUUUAUUGUCUCACUCUAAAGAAUUCGAAUACAUCAAGCUGAGAAGAACCGAAAAAGCAGCUUUAAAUAUUUUGAAUAAAAAUAAAUUACCGGGAGUAGAUGUUUUACGAUUUCCUAUCGAAGAAGGAAUAAAUACUCGAGAAACUAAAAUAACUUGUCUUUUACAAGCGAUCUUAGGAACGUUAAAAAUUACGGACAGCUCCCUAGCACAAGACGCGAAUAAAAUAAUUAUAAUUUCUACGCGAUUGACUAAAGCUUUAAGAGAAAUCAUGUUCAAAGGUACAAAAUUCGAAAUUGCUCGAGUCGCGUGCAUUUUGGCAAAAUGUGUGACGACGAAAUUAUGGGAGCAAUCAAAGUUUGUUUCAAAACUCAUCCCAAGAGUAGGACAAGUGUUAUCACGAGAUUUUGUUUUAAAUGGAAAAACUACAUUGAAAUCAAUUAGGGAUACUGAUCCUAGAGAUUUAGAACGGUUCCUUAACCGACAGCCACCAUUUGGAAACCAUAUACACAAGUUUAUUAGUCAAAUUCCAAAGUAUAAAGUGCGUACAAGUUUUGAUAAAUUUUCAGAACUAGUUAUCGUAACACUCAUUUUAAUUGACCACGAUAAUAUUUCGUCAAAUGUACUAUUUCAAACCAUAUCAGUUUUAGUGGGUGAUUCUGAAAAUCGUCUGCUAAAAGCUCAACAAAUACGUAACGAAAAAUUUUUGGAACAAGGAGGAGUCAUACAAAUGACUACACCAUUACAAAAUAAUUUUUUUUUGGAUAUGCCUAACUAUGAAAUUAUUAUUUGUCUAAUAAGUGACUAUUGGGUCGGAAUUGAUAUUGAGAUUAAGUUCAAACCAGGUAAUCACGAAGAACAUGCCAAAGAAUCAAUGAGUGAAGAAAAUUAUGACGAUGAAUCACCUGAAUCACCGUUGAAAAAUUUCCACUCUCCGCCACCAAAAAAAAAGCGAAAUUUCAGAGAAGUGAAACAAGGUAAUAAAGACAAAACACAGUUAAAUAUUAAAAAAUAUUUACAUAACAUUACUUCGAAAGAUCAAGACCCUAAAGUCAUGAAUAAACUGUGCGUGGAAGAGGAUACAAAUACUGAUGUAAAACGUUGUGCUAAUGAAAGUAGUGUUGCAACACGUAGAAUUGCAGGCGAAAUGUUCAAAACACAAACUAAUUUCCAAAACCCUGGACAGUCAAAUGAAUAUUUUAAAUUCAACAAAGACGAUUUAAAUAACUAUUUCUGUUAUGAUGAGUUAAUAAAUGACGACGUAUUCGGUGAUUUAUUCGUACCCGAAGAUAAUAAUCAUGUCAUCUCUAAGGCAUUUGAUUCGGCAAUAGAGAAGUGUUGUUUUAGAGAAAGAGUAAUUCAAACUAAUUCUUUAAAAAAUCAAAUUCUGAAUGAAGUUAUUGAACCCAUGCAAUCGAGAUGUUCCAGAAAAGACAGUUGUUUAAAUGAGAAAUUAGAAUAUAAUAAAUUGAUAAUGGAAGAAAAAUCGGGCGACGGUAAAGUGGUGGUGGAUGUUCAUCUUCCAGAAUUUAAUCAAAUCACUUGUAAGAAUAUAAAUCGAUACAAGAAAGAUCAAUUAUUGGCAAACAAAGAAAACUUCAAUCCUUAUAAAUUGAACAGUACAAAAAAACGCCUUCCAUUCGAUGUUAUACAAAAAUAUCACUCCGAAAGUAAACACGAAAUUAUGUCCAUUGGAUUUGAUGUGAAACAGAGACAUUUUUCGGACUUAAAAAGUACAAAUAAAAAUCGUUACAUGCUCUCUUCAAGGACAUCGACGACGAACAUGAGUCAGACAGAUGUUGUAUUUGAACAGAAAUUCGAACAGAACUUCUCUACAAUAAAUAACGAACAUGUAAUUCCGAAUGCGGCCGUGGGUCGAUUGUCCCGUCUAAUAGAAAACAACUUGAAGGCCCCGUCCGAUUUUUUAAUUAAUCAGGACACCGAAAAUUUGCCUGAAGUAACUGAAAUUCAUCGCAGGGAAUACUUAGCAAACACCUUUGUACCGGUCGAUCGUGGUAGCAUGCAGCAAAAUAGACCAGAAUUUGAAGUUUCCGCGGCACCGACGGCCUUGACACCCAGACACAGUAAUUGUUUUGGCGGUAAAACAACUCUAGACAAGUAUUUCCGAGCGGUAAAAACUUCACGGCGACUACGAGAUCUAAAUUCCAGGAGGCUUUCCGUAGCAGUGUCAGACGUUUCCGCGAAAAGUCUUGUCGAAAAACCGUCAUCCGACUUAGCAACGCAGCAAAAGACUGACCCCAAAGACGAAAAACUGUUGUUCACAAAGCAUUUUCUUAACCAUAAUUUGGAAGAGUCACGUGAAACGUACCUGUACCAGACAGUGUUUACGUUACUAUUUCCCGGCGACUUCUAAGGACUUGUAAAAAUAACACCCAUACCCGCAAUAUGAUUCAUAUAGCAAUAAUAU